AUGGCAGAGGGCAAGAGCGGGGGAGCCGGGCUCUUCGCCAAGCAGGUCCAGAAACGGUUCAGCCGGGCGCAGGAGAAGGUUUUGCAGAAAUUGGGCAAAACGGUGGAAACCAAAGACGAGCAGUUCGAGCAAAGCGCGUACAACUUCCAGCUGCAGCAGAACGAAGGCAAUAAACUCUACAAAGACCUCAAGGCUUUCCUUGGCGCGGUGAAAGUGAUGCACGAGAGCUCCCGGAAAGUGGCCGAAACGCUGCAGGAGAUUUACAGCACGGACUGGGACGGUCACAAGGAGCUGAAAGCCAUCGCAGAUAGCAACGACCUCCUGUGGGAUGACUACGAGACGAAGCUGGCCGACCAAGCCCUGCGGCUGAUGGAGAACUACCUGGCUCAGUUUGGGGACUUUAAGGAGCGCAUCGCCAAGCGGGGCCGUAAGCUGGUAGACUACGACAGCGCCCGGCAUCAUCUGGAAGCUCUGCAAAACGCCAAGAAGAAGGACGAGGCAAAAAUCGCCAAGGCCGAGGAGGAGUUUAAUAAAGCCCAAGCGGUGUUUGAAGACCUGAAUAGGGACCUUCGGGAGGAGCUGCCAGUUCUGUAUGACAGCCGCAUCGCCUGCUACGUGACCAUCUUCCAGAACAUCUCCAACCUCCGGGACGUCUUCUACAAGGAGAUGAGCAAGCUCAACCACGACCUCUACGAGGUGAUGAGCAAACUGGACAAGCAGCACUCCAGCAAAGUCUUCAUCAUUAAAGGCGUCCCCAGCAACCGGCGCUCGCUGGUCAUCUCCUCGCCGGUGAGCCCCCCGGCCAUGUUCCCCUGCCCAGGGAAGGCACCGGACUGGCAGCCCGUGGCAGAAGCGGAGGUGACGGUGGGGUCCCCCGGGGUGGGCAGCGGUGCCACCGACACCAUCUCCAACGGGGAGCUGGGCGCCACCGUUCCCGGCCCGCCACCGGCUUCACCGGCUAGCGGUGGGUCCCUGUCGGAGACGGCGUCGGUCUCCAGCGAGGAGGCCCCAGAGCCCGGCCCCGGCCCCGAAGCUCCGUCCCAUGAGCAGGGGACAUCGGUGGCAGCUGCGGAGCCGGGCACCGACUGCCCGGGGCUUACCGAAAGCCAGGGUCCAGAGCCGGCGGGGGCUGCCAGCCGGGCGCAGGUGGGGGCCGAAGGCAUCGCCACCUCCCUGGCUUCGCUGAUUUUAUCCGAGGCGAUUGCCCAGGCUGCUGGCACUGCGCCACCAGAGCUGGAAAAAGCCACGGCCGGGCUGGAGGUGAGCGAAGCCCCGGACGCCACCGGGGACCCCCAUCAGCCAGACAGCACGGCCACCGCCGGCGAGGGUCAGACACGUCCCGGGGAGCCACCGUCCCCAGUCCCGGCCGUCCCCUGCGAUGCCCCCAGUCCCACGGCGGAGGCACCGGCGUGUCUGUCCCCAGGCGGCGGGCAGGAGCCGUGCUGGCACGCCAGAGCCGCAGGUGAGCACAGCGACUCGGAGGAGAGCGUGGAGGUGAUGGACGUCGAGCCAAAGGUGGCCAAAACUCAGGAGCCAGGCUAUCCCCGGAUGCCGAAGCAGGACACCAGCCGGGACGCGAGCCGGGACACCCACCCAACAGCAACCCCCCCCCAGGACCCCACCGAGACCCUCACCUCCCUGUGA
Gavia stellata (red-throated loon) is the source of this 1644-nucleotide messenger RNA. It is a transcript of the gene BIN2, whose product is annotated as bridging integrator 2. Gene Ontology annotation, molecular function: protein binding; phospholipid binding. NCBI's taxonomy places the organism in Eukaryota, Metazoa, Chordata, Aves, Gaviiformes, Gaviidae. Gene Ontology annotation, cellular component: podosome; plasma membrane; phagocytic cup. The coding region runs from base 1 to 1644 and encodes 547 amino acids. Gene Ontology annotation, biological process: podosome assembly; plasma membrane tubulation; phagocytosis, engulfment. The record is from RefSeq and is a predicted model, not a curated record. The transcript is spliced from 11 exons.